AUCCGCAUGAUCCCGUUUCCCCUACCACAUUCAUCCCCUCCACACAUUUGAUUCGCCGAGUGACUCCCACGCCGCCGAAACUCGCUACUCGAGUGCUGACGGACGACCGUACGAUUUCUCGUCUCUCGUGAUCAGAAUCGAAUUUCCGAUUGUUCUCAAAGUAAUAUCACAGUGAAUAAAAAAAAAAGUGUAUUAAUUCGUUCCGCGAACGCUAAUUCAAUAAGUGGCAACCGCAUUCUAGACCUCGGUCUGAAGGUGUGCUUGCUGCCCAGUCAAGGAUAUGGGCAUGUGCAAGAUGCUGUGUAGUCUGCCAGGCGCGGCGAAGAUGCCCUUCGCUGUAAUCGUCCUGAUUACAAUCAUGAUUAACGUUGCUACUGCUGAGGAUGAGUCGAUGGGGCCGGUGUUUGUCAAGGAACCUCCAAAUCGUGUGGACUUCUCUAAUGGUACUGGAGCUGAAGUUGAGUGCCAGGCUCGAGGCAAUCCCCAACCGGAUAUCAUAUGGGUUCGUGCUGAUGGUACUGCUGUUGGUGACGUCCCUGGAUUGAGACAGGUUUUGCCGAAUGGCAAUUUGGUCUUUCCCCCUUUCCGCGCUGAGGAUUAUCGUCAAGAGGUUCAUGCCCAGGUUUAUAGUUGUCUGGCAACAUCUCCAGCUGGAUCAGUGCACAGCCGAGACGUCAACGUCAGAGCCGUUGUAUCGCAAUACUUCGAGGUUCAAGUAUACGACGUAUUCGCAAUUCGUGGUAAUGCUGCGAUAUUCAAGUGUCAGGUUCCCUCAUUUGUAGCUGAUCACGUAGACGUUGCGGGGUGGAUUGAUUCCGCAGGUGGAAAUUACCGGGCUGACGAUGAGGAAGCGCCUUACGAUGGUAAAUACUUGGUGUUGCCUUCUGGCGAAUUGCACAUCAGAGAUGUUGGACCCGAGGAUGGAUACAAAACAUACCAAUGCAGAACUAAGCACCGUCUCACUGGAGAAACAAGAUUAUCAGCUACUAAGGGACGACUUGUCAUCACCGAGCCCAUGGGCAGUAAAGCUCCGUCAAUACAUGGAGAAAAGGGGACUUUAAUUGAACGAAACACCGAACCCGUGGGCCAGGUAUCUCCUAAAUUUCCGAGAUCCGCAAAGUCCGAGUCUUUUGAUAUUAUCAAGGGGAGGGAAUUAAGGAUGUUGUGCGAUGCCCAGGCGUAUCCUCCACCGAAUUUCAGAUGGUACAAAUUUCUGAAUGGAACGACUCGUAGACAACCGGUACAACUUAACGAUCGAGUCCGUCAAGUCAGUGGAACUUUGAUAAUUCGUGAGGCACGAGUUGAGGAUUCGGGAAAGUAUCUUUGCAUCGUUAACAAUUCAGUGGGUGGUGAGAGCGUCGAGACUGUCUUAACUGUGACUGCACCACUUGGGGCGGAAAUUGAACCGCGAACACAAACCGUUGACUUCGGCAGACCCGCAACAUUCACUUGCAAUGUACGAGGAAAUCCCAUUAAGACUGUUUCAUGGAUGAAAGAUGGAAAGCCACUUGGACACGAGGAUUUGGUACUGAGGAUUGACAGUGUCAAGAAGGAGGACAAGGGAAUGUACCAGUGCUUCGUUCGAAAUGAUCAGGAGAGCGCCCAGGCAACUGCUGAACUCAAAUUGGGAGGACGAUUUGAACCACCCCAGAUUAAACAGGCAUUCACUGAGGAGACAUUGCAGCCGGGACCAAGUAUGUUCUUGAAGUGUGUCGCCAGUGGUAAUCCAACACCCGAAAUUACAUGGGAACUUGAUGGCAAGAGGCUGUCGAAUACUGAGAGACUCCAGGUUGGACAAUACGUCAAGGUCAAUGGUGAUGUCGUCUCGCAUUUGAAUAUAUCCAGCAUUCAUACCAAUGAUGGAGGGCUUUACAAGUGUAUUGCUGGAUCAAAGGUUGGCUCUGCUGAACAUUCUGCUCGUCUCAACGUCUACGGUCUCCCCUUCAUUCGUCACAUGGACAAAAAAGCCAUCGUCGCCGGAGAAACACUGCGCGUAACUUGCCCAGUUGCUGGUUAUCCCAUUGAGAGCAUCGUUUGGGAGCGUGACAACCGUGUUCUACCGAUCAACAGGAAGCAAAAAGUUUUUCCAAAUGGUACCCUCAUCAUCGAGAAUGUUGAAAGACACAGCGAUCAAGCCACCUACACAUGUGUCGCGAGAAACGCUCAGGGAUACUCAGCACGCGGUACACUCGAAGUUCAAGUCAUGGUUGCACCACAGAUAGCCUCAUUCUCCUUUGGAGAUGAGGCUGUAAACGCCGGAGACAUGGCAACAGUUCAAUGUGCAGCUGUCAAAGGCGAUCUGCCUUUGGAAAUUCAGUGGUCUUUGAACAGUCAGCCCAUUGACCCGGAUCAUCAUCGUGACAUCGUAGUGAGAAAGAGUGGCCAACGUGCUAGUACACUGACCAUUGAAUCAGUUGCAGCACGUCAUGCUGGUAUAUAUUCCUGUAGUGCUAGCAAUACAGCUGGCUCGACAUCCCACUCAGCCGAUUUAUCCGUCAAUGUUGCGCCACAGAUAGGUCCAUUUUCGAUGAGCGAUGGCCCAGCAAACUCUGGGGACAUGGUAUCCGCGACUUGUUCCAUCACAAAGGGUGAUUUUCCAGUGGAUAUCUACUGGCAGCACAAUGGAAAAAAUAUUGAUCACAGUUAUCCAGACGUUACUGUUACAAUAAUUAAUAAACACAUGAGUGCCAUCAGUAUCGAGUCUGUUGCUGCUAGGCACGCGGGGGUGUACAGUUGCAUCGCGAGAAAUCAUGCUGGCAAUGUCACCCAUUCAACGACACUCGCUGUCAAUGUGCCACCACGUUGGAUUCUCGAGCCAACCGACAAAGCAUUUGCUCAAGGAUCUGAUGCACGAGUUGAAUGUAAAGCUGAUGGGUUUCCUAAGCCUCAAGUCACGUGGAAGAGGGCUGCUGGAGACACACCGGGUGACUAUACAGACCUAAAACUUAACAACCCAGACAUCAGCGUAGAAGACGGAACUCUCUCCAUUAAUAAUAUCCAAAAAACCAAUGAGGGAUACUAUCUCUGUGAAGCUGUUAAUGGAAUUGGAUCAGGACUCUCUGCUGUUAUUCUCAUUUCAGUUCAAGCUCCACCUCACUUCGAAAUUAAACUUCGCAAUCAGACUGCUCGCCGAGGAGAGCCUGCAGUGUUGCAGUGUGAGGCCCAGGGUGAAAAGCCAAUUGGAAUCCUCUGGAAUAUGAACAACAAGAGACUCGACCCGAAAAGCGACUCCCGGUACACAAUUCGUGAGGAAAUUCUUGCUAAUGGAGUUUUGGCUGACUUGAGUAUCAAACGAACCGAAAGAAGUGACUCGGCGCUGUUCACCUGUGUGGCAACUAAUGCAUUUGGAAGUGAUGACACCAGCAUCAAUAUGAUCGUCCAAGAAGUGCCCGAGGUCCCAUACGGUCUGAAAGUUUUGGAUAAAUCUGGAAGAUCUGUUCAGCUAUCCUGGGCAGCCCCUUAUCAUGGCAACAGUCCCAUCAAACGCUACAUCAUUGAAUACAAAAUGAGCAAGGGAAGCUGGGAGAAUGAUGUUGAUCGUGUUCUGGUACCUAGCUCCCAACAAAAUGUGGCCAGUGUAUUUAAUUUGAGACCUGCAACUACUUAUCACCUUCGAAUUAUCGCUGAGAAUGAAAUUGGCACAUCUGAUCCCUCCGAUACAGUCACUAUUAUCACAGCAGAAGAGGCACCUUCAGGACCACCAAACGCUGUUAGAGUUGAAGCUCUUGAUCAACAUACUCUCAAGGUAACAUGGAAACCUCCAUCCCGUGAAGAUUGGAACGGGGAGAUCCUGGGUUACUACGUCGGCUACCGUCUAUCGUCCUCCGAGAAACCCUACAUGUUCGAGACUGUCGAAUUUUCCAAAGAGGACGGCAAGGAGCACCACCUCCAGAUAAUGAAUCUCAAAACCUAUACUCAAUAUAGUGUGGUAGUACAAGCCUUCAACAAAGUCGGUUCAGGUCCCAUGACCGAGGAGCGCCGAGCCCAUACCGCCGAAGGAGUCCCUGAACAGCCCCCUCAUGACACGACCUGCACCACCCUGACCUCCCAGACAAUCCGAGUUUCCUGGGUAUCUCCACCUCUCAGCGCAGCCAAUGGCGUUAUCACCGGAUAUAAAGUCAUCUACGGACCCUCAGACACCUGGUACGACGAGAAUUCUCAAGACACCAAGAUCACCUCCUCCAGUGAGACAAUCCUCCAUGGUCUGAAGAAAUACACCAACUACUCGAUGCAAGUUCUGGCUUUCACCUCAGGAGGUGACGGUGUGAAAUCCGCCCCAAUUCACUGUCAGACUGAACAAGACGCGCCUGAAGCUCCUAUUGCAGUAAAAGCCCUUGUCAUGUCCCCGGAGUCGGUCCUCGUGUCGUGGAGACCCCCAAGCCAACCGAAUGGAGUCAUCUCCCAGUACACCAUCUACACGAAAUCUGACAAUGCCGAGGAAGCGAUUAGCCAGAAAGUUCCACCAAAUCAACUGACCUACGAAGCCACUGGACUCGACAAACAGAGACGCUACGACUUCUGGGUAACCGCCAGUACCAACAUCGGAGAGGGAGAGGCCUCGAAAAUUGUGUCGUUGGCCCCCAACACUAGAGUUCCAGCCAAAAUCGCUUCCUUCGACGAUAAAUUUACUGCGACUUAUAAAGAAGAUGUCAAGUUACCGUGUCUUGCUGUUGGAGUACCAGCGCCUGAGGUCACCUGGAAGGUUCGCGAUGCUAAGCUCCAGCCCAGUGACAGAUUGAGACAACUACCAGAAGGAUCACUGUUCAUCAAAGAAGUUGACAGGGCUGACGCAGGAGAAUAUUCGUGCUAUGUUGAAAAUUCAUUUGGACAUGAUACCGUGACACAUCAGCUGAUUGUUCAAGCCCCACCUCAUUCUCCUCAAAUUAGUUUCACAAGUACCACGACGAAUUCAUUGACCAUGAAAUUACGGCCUCAUCCUGAUGACAACACACCCAUUCAUGGAUACACUAUUCACUAUAAACCUGAGUUUGGAGAGUGGGAUACCGUACAGAUCAGCUCUAGUGUGCAAAAAUAUUCACUUGAAAAUCUGUUCUGUGGCUCAAGAUAUCAAAUUUAUGUCACUGCUUACAAUGGAAUCGGAACUGGAGAUAGGUCUGACAUACUCAAUACCAGAACCAAAGGAUCUAAACCGAUCAUCCCGGAGGCUUCCCGGUUCAUUGAAGUUUCUACGAACAGCAUUACACUGCAUCUCAAUGCUUGGUCUGAUGGAGGAUGUCCUAUGCUCUAUUUUGUGGUUGAAUACAAAAAAAAAUCUCACGCAGAAUGGAUACAAGUAUCGAACAACGUUAAACCCGGUGGCAAUUUCGUAGUUCUUGAUCUAGACCCAGCGAAUUGGUAUCAACUUCGUGUGACAGCUCACAAUAAUGCAGGAUUUGCAGUAGCAGAGUACGAGUUUGCAACUUUAACUGUAACUGGAGGUACCAUUGCACCACCCGUACGUAAUGGUGGCACCGAAAAUACAGAUGUUAGACGUUUCUUCCCCUGGGUACCAACCUGGCUCGAUGUUAAUGUUGUGGUUCCGGUUGGAGCGACUAUUGUUGUCAUUGUCGUCGGCAUUGUCGUUAUCUGUGUUGCAUUAUCACGACGAUCCCGAGGACCUGAACAAACCCGGCUGCGAGGUGUCCCGUCUGGCGAUGAGAAAUAUUACGAAGGACAAUAUGAUGUCGUUUACCAGCAGACUGGUGCUAUUGGUGCUACUCUAGACAAGCGAAGGCCCGACCUCCGUGACGAACUCGGAUACAUUGCUCCACCAAAUCGUAAAUUACCACCUGUACCCGGCUCAAACUACAAUACUUGUGAUCGCAUCAAGCGAGGUACAGUCAUAACAUAUGUUGAAACAGGUGGAACAGGUUCAUUUAGAAGCCAUUCGACGUGGGAUCCACGACGUCACAUGUACGAAGAACUGUCACACUGUGCGCCAAAUCGCAGAUGUCCGCCCCCACCUCUGAUAGCCAGUACAGACGCUUUAUCUCACAGAGGCAUGGAGGAUGAAAUUUGUCCCUACGCAACAUUCCAUUUACUUGGCUUCCGAGAGGAAAUGGACCCAAGCAAGGCGAUGCAAUUCCAGACAUUCCCACACCCUGCCAAUGGACAUUCUGGUACUAUGGGGCCUCCAGCUGGUCAUCCAACUAAUGCAUCUGCCCAUAGCCGAUCUGGAUCUCAAUCAAUGCCAAGACAGAAUGGUAGAUAUUCCCGAGUGCCAUCUCAGGGAGGCCAGACAGUUUUCUCUCCAGAAUACGAUGACCCUGCUAAUUGCGCACCUGAGGAGGAUCAAUAUGGCUCUCAAUAUGGACAGUAUGGAGCUCCCUAUGAUCACUAUGGAUCGCGAGGUUCGGUGGGACGUCGCAGUGUAGGAUCUGCUCGUAACCUUCCGCUAUCGAACUCCCCUGAACCUCCACCACCACCACCAAGGAACCACGACCAGAAUAACUCGAGUUUUAAUGACAGCAAGGAGAGCAAUGAGAUCAGUGAAGCUGAAUGUGAUCGUGAUCAGCUUCAGAUGAAUCGUAAUUAUGGCGUUAAUGCCCGUGGCAAGGAUGGCAUGACAACCGAGGAGAUGCGCAAGCUUAUCGAGAGAAACGAAGUUACCGGCAGGCAAGCAACCUCCUCCCACGGGAGUCACGGGGGACUCCUCACACCCUACGAUACUGUGGCAGUGUAAUCUGUAAAAUCACCGAUAAACCAUAACUAUUCGUCUUGAAAAUCAACAUCUCCCAAAUUGCAUCACCUUGAGAAUCAACUCCCGUUAUCAACCGUAACGCCGAGAUUGAUAUGUUAUAAUCAUCAUUAACAUCACGCGUAAUCAAUGAUAAAACAGAUUUUUAUUCCUCCCUUACAACGAUUCAAAUUAAUCUAACUUUUGCCAUCUUUCAUAGAUAGGUUUUUGAUUAAGAAUUUAUGUAUAUUUAUACUAUAUACAUACAUUGGUUAUUGGUGUGAUAAUUUUUUUUUAUGUCUCUUCAUGCGCAAUCUUGGAUUUUAUUUUCAUUAUUCUGAUGACGACCAUGAGUGAAAGAUCGAAUAAAAGUACAUGAAAAAAUGGAAAUAUCGGGCAUCGUUAAGUAGGGAUUGCGCUUAAAGAAAUGAGUAACAUAUAUUUUAAGUCUAAUGUAUUUCGGAACAAUUGUAGAGAUAAAAUGAAACUAAUUUGUUGCUCCUUACGACCAUGGUUGUGCCACACUGCCGCUCUCUCAUAGGCAAAACUCAACGAUAAAAUAUAUUCAUUUGAAUUUCCCUUCUAUUUCGUAACGAAGGUUGUGCAUCUGCUGAUAACCCUACAGAAAUUAAUCAUAAUAAUAAUAAAUGGAAGAAGUACGCGGAUGCCCUUUAGUAAUGCUUAAGUCUCUCGAGGCUCUAGAUGUCAUGUAGAAUUAUCCAAAAAUGUUGUCGUUAUUGUCGUCCAUUCGCACACAUGUUCUUCCGUUGCGUUAGAACGUCAUCAUACAUAUUGGCUUGUAUGAGAAUGAGAGGUGUAAGAAUGUUUAGGGACAUGCGAAUUGGGAGGAAAAUUGAUAAGCGUUUUGUACGCCGGAUUAAUUCGACGCCUCUCCUCACCCAAUAUUUAAUCCACUAUCCCUGCACCUUUUCACAAUUAUACAUAAAAUAUAAAUACAUUAUAAUAUAUAAAUAAUUAUUGAUUGAUCAUAAUAAAUGCGACGACGAUGUAACUAGUUUUUAACAGACUCAAGCCAUUGGAGUAUGAUAUACAUUGAUAUUAUUCAUGGUUGAACAUAUGUAGAAUAGGACUCAAUGGUUAGUAGGUAAAUAACGAAAAAAGGAGAAUUACAAUAUUGAAAUGAAAUUGAUGACGAUGAAAUCUUAGUUGAGUGGUGAAUUGAAACUGCCAUUGUAAUUCUCCAAAUUUCGUUUUUAUCUUGACGAAAAGCACUUGAUACUCGUUUUAGCAUAUUUAACCUAGAUAUUUAGGUCGCAUUUAUUUAAUCGCCGUUUUUACAAGUGGGUCAGACGGUAAUUCAUACAAAAUUGCCGUACACCGAAUUUAGGAGAAUGAGGAAUGAUGACUAGAUUUUCAUUCAUUAAAGCAUAUGAAUGACACUGAAAAUCUCAAUAUUUGCCAUUUAAGACUUGCGUGAUAAGUAGCCAAUCAUUAGAAUCAUUUACUCGAUAAUCAAUCGAUUAUAAUGAGUAACGAAUAAAAUUCCUCCUUCUCCGGCUUCGGUUUCGCCGUAUUCUUUUCUAAUCAAUGUGAUUUACGAAAAUGCUGAGCAAGUUUGUUCGUGUAUCGUGUCUGUGUUAAGCAAAAUUGUGCAACCCAAGAUAUAGCUGUUCGCUCUCCUAUUAAUAAUAAAUAAUAUUAAUGCCAACAAUACUACAACUAUUAUACUAAACGGAAGUAAACGAGAAUUAGAAUAAGAGUACAAUUGUAAUAGAUAUUACCACUUAAUUUCGUGAUGCUUGAAAUACUUUUCACUCAUUGUUAUGUAUUAUGUGCAACAACUAUCGUUCAAUCUAUAGUCCCUCCUCUCAAUCGCUAAUUAUUCAAGAUUAAAUGGUUGGAAAGUGGAGAAUGAAUCCAUUCGAUAAAACAUAUAUGAAAUAUGUUAAUUGCAUUUCAAUGGAUAUCAAUGUUUCAUGACCUGCCAAUUUUGAAAGUGCUUCUGCUUCCUAUUAUUAAAUUAUCUUUUUUACAAGUGCGACUAGUGUAUGCACUUUAGUCAUCCGUACUUCAUUUGUUGCAUUAUCAAUCGUGAGCAUGAAUUUUUUGAAAAAUAAAUUCUGGUUCCGAAUCCUCUGUUGAUUGCGUUCACAAUUUUCGAUUGUCAUUGAAUUUGUAAACCUUGGAUAAACUGAAUUUCGAAUUUUUGGAACAGAGAUCAAUUGGAUGUCUAUUUUCAGUGCCACAAUUUUAUGUUUUUAUACCAAAGUUGUACUAUCUAACUUACGUUGAAUAAACAAUACAUAAAACCAA
Molecule: messenger RNA, 8950 nt
Organism: Diachasmimorpha longicaudata
Lineage: Eukaryota; Metazoa; Arthropoda; Insecta; Hymenoptera; Braconidae
Gene: Dscam1
Product: cell adhesion molecule Dscam1
Exons: 24
Coding region: 281-6682 (2133 amino acids)
Biological process (GO): neuron migration; axon guidance; dendrite self-avoidance
Cellular component (GO): axonal growth cone; axon; plasma membrane
Molecular function (GO): cell-cell adhesion mediator activity
Source: RefSeq, a predicted model, not a curated record